Molecule: messenger RNA, 2391 nt
Organism: Exophiala viscosa
Lineage: Eukaryota; Fungi; Ascomycota; Eurotiomycetes; Chaetothyriales; Herpotrichiellaceae
Product: MFS transporter
Exons: 1
Coding region: 320-1972 (550 amino acids)
Biological process (GO): transmembrane transport
Cellular component (GO): membrane
Molecular function (GO): transmembrane transporter activity
Source: RefSeq, a predicted model, not a curated record
AACCGGCAAGCAAAAUUGAGCUGAUAAGGUUUUCUUUAUUGCUUGGUCUUUGUGUUGGAAAGGACCGAUCACGCCCGAUACCACCAAUAUCCGGUCUGGUGGUCUGGCCAUGGUCUGGUGGGUUGCCCCGUGCGAGGUGAAUGGACGGCACGAGGUUUCAUCAGUCACUUUCCAUACAAAGAUGGCGGCCCCUCCACAAAGACGCUGCUGACCGUGACUUCUCCAUCUUUCGUCUUUUGUUGAAUCUUGACCUCAAUCUCGUUGGAAAGGAAGCAAACAUUCAUUCAAUCUAUCAGGCCAGGAGAGUCGAAGGGGUCUCAUGGGUCCCACACGCGGUCUCCGAACAGAUGAUAAGCCUGAGGGGCCUGGAGCUUCAGUCUCACCGACGCGGUAUGGAACGAUAGUAGACGCCGAGGCAGCUAAAUCCAGCGACACCGAUAUGGACGCCGAGUUCGAUGGCCUCAGUCUGUACGAGAAGAAGGUCCUGCUUGUCGACCGCGAAAUCGACGCCCAGGGCAUGGGACGUUACCAGUGGUCCGUAUUCUUCACCUGUGGAGCGGGAUACUUGCUCGACUUGUUAUGGGCGCAGGCUUUUGGGUUGGUCGUCACGCCGAUGCAGAAUGAAUUCGGAUUCGGCGACGAAGAUCUAGGAACCAUCUUCACCGCGUUCUCUGUCGGGUUGACGGCGGGGGCAUUCCUUUGGGGUAUACUGGUUGACACGGUCGGCCGGUCCGCUGGGUUCAACUACACGGUAUUGAUCUCGAGUAUUUUUGGGGUCUGGUUGGGUGGCAGUUCUAACUACAAUACUGUCGUUGUGCUCACGGCGCUCACGGGAAUUGGCAUCGGCGGGAACAUACCUGUCGACACGACGAUUUGUUUGGAGUGUUUGCCGCAGAGCCGCAGAUGGCUGUUGCCCACGCUGUCGAUCUUCCAACCUAUCGGCGUUGUGGCCUGCAGUGCGAUGGCGUACGCUUUCAUCCCGAAGUACUCGUGCGCGGAGGAUCUGGCGGCGUGUAGCACGGCAGGGGCUGGGGUGCCGUGCUGUUCCAGGGAGGAUAAUUGGGGAUGGAGGUACCUGAUGUUCACGAUUGGGGGGAUCACGAUUGCAGUCUUCAUCCUGAGGAGUCUGUUGUUCACCUUCCAGGAAUCGCCGAAGUAUUUGCUCUACAGGGGACGGGACGGAGAAGCCAUCAAUGUGCUGCAGUAUAUUGCGAGAUUCAACAAGCGCGAAUGCGGUUUGACGAUAGAGACAUUCGAUGCCUUGUCAUCCGACGCAUCACGUUUCGGUGCCGAUGACUCGUCUGGUCACCUGCUUGGGUCGGGUGCGGACAAGAAGGACCUGUCCAUGGGAGAAAGGAUACGUGGCGAACUCGCCCGCUUCAAACCUUUAUUCUCGAGCUUCGCCAUGGGCCGACUCGUCAUUCUCGUCUGGAUCAUCUAUGCAUUCGAUUACUGGGGAUUCACCAUUGCCGGAUCUUUUCUACCAACCAUCCUUGCUCGCAAAGGGCGCGCUCUGGGGCUCGGGCUGCGCGAGACGUACAGAUCCUACAUCUACAUUUACACCUUUGGCAUUCCGGGAGUGCUGGCUGGCAGUCUGAUCUAUGGGCGCCGACGGACAGCGCUGCUACUUUCUUCGGCACUAUUCGGUGCGUGUCUGUUUGCCUUCACCCUGGUAAGCGACCAGGCGUCGUACAUUGCGAUCAAUGGAUUGGUGUACUUCUUCCAGAGCAUGUUCAAUGGCGUGCUGUAUGGGUGGACGCCGGAAGCGUUUCCUGCGCAGGUUCGUGGGUCGGCUUGUGGCAUCAGCAGUUUCUUCGGGAGACUGGUUGGUAUCGUUGCGCCCAUCGCUGGAUCGCAUAUGCUUGCACACAGUCUGAAUGGAGUGCUGUAUCUCGCUGGGGCCGGGGUCUGGGUGUCGACGGUGGCCAUAUUGUUGUUGCCGAGGAAGGCUUUGCAAGGGCAGAACCACUGAAGUGGUCAGAUGGUCAAGGUUUGACGAUCUGUGGCUGAGACAGCGACAAAGUACACGCUGUUACGAUGUCAUGAAUAUGAGUGAUGAUAGAACGCUCCGAAUGCGAGGUAUAGUGCCUUUCGAACGAUCUGAGGCUUGGGUUACAGGUAGAUACUCGCGAGACUUCGUCUCGAUGUCCAUAUGAAGAACAUUCGAGUGCUAGUCGUGCGUGUUUGAUGGGACCAAUUCUGGGGCGUGGUUCAACAAGACUUGCUGCCGAUGCAUAUUGGGCGAUCUCUUGCUGCUUGUUGACAUAAAUGUGUCGUGGAAAGAUUCGUCCAUCAAUCGAACUUCUCUGCGCCUAUUUGCAAACACAUAUCCAGACUCUCGUUCAACAUCGUCAAUGUGGCCUGAUAUUGCCGCCACGUGUUAAGUCGCGU